This is a messenger RNA of Drosophila subobscura, 3353 nucleotides long. RefSeq names its product insulin-degrading enzyme (gene Ide). The coding region runs from base 133 to 3237 and encodes 1034 amino acids. Lineage: Eukaryota; Metazoa; Arthropoda; Insecta; Diptera; Drosophilidae. Gene Ontology annotation, biological process: peptide catabolic process. The transcript is spliced from 14 exons. Gene Ontology annotation, cellular component: cytosol; mitochondrion. Gene Ontology annotation, molecular function: metalloendopeptidase activity; metal ion binding. The record is from RefSeq and is a predicted model, not a curated record.
GUUGUUGCGAAACAAAUAGUGCAAUUAUUUAGCAGAAUUUCGAUCUAUAUUCUAUUUUAAUUGAAAACGGAGAGAAGUCCUUCUCAUGGGCACUAGUGAAGGCCGGAAAGAACUUGAUAGAUACUCCACUCAAUGUAUUUCUCCUGCAGCAAAUCGAUUUUCACCAUCACAGCUCUUCUAAGUCGACGGUUGAAUUCACAACAGACAAAGAUUAUAUAUGCUCAGCGAUCGAUCGGUUCGUUUGCUAAAUCCAAGAUGACUGCGGGCGAGACAAUUUCCCAAAAACUAUCACCCAAGAAGCCAGAGCAAAUGGAGCCAAUUCUGCGCUUGAACAACAUCGAGAAAUCGCAGCAGGACACCCGCGACUAUCGUGGCCUUCAAUUGGAAAAUGGCCUCAAAGUGCUGCUCAUCAGUGAUCCAAACACCGAUGUGUCAGCGGCUGCCCUCUCCGUUCAAGUAGGCCACAUGUCUGACCCACAAAAUCUUCCCGGUCUGGCUCACUUCUGCGAGCACAUGCUGUUCCUGGGCACCGAGAAGUAUCCGCACGAGAAUGGCUACACGACGUACCUCUCGCAGAGCGGUGGCAGCAGCAACGCCGCCACCUAUCCCCUCAUGACGAAAUACCACUUUCACGUGGCACCUGACAAGCUGGACGGAGCCCUGGAUCGCUUUGCCCAGUUCUUUAUUGCUCCACUGUUCACGCCCAGUGCCACAGAGCGUGAGAUCAAUGCUGUCAAUUCGGAGCAUGAGAAGAACUUGCCCAGCGAUCUGUGGCGCAUUAAACAGGUGCAUCGGCACCUGGCCAAGCCGGAUCAUGCGUAUAGCAAGUUCGGUAGCGGCAACAAGUCGACGCUCUCCGAAAUACCCAAAUCCAUGAACAUUGAUGUGCGCGAUGAAUUGCUUAAAUUCCACAAAGAGUGGUACUCUGCCAACAUUAUGUGCCUGGCUGUCAUUGGAAAAGAAUCCCUGAACGAACUGGAGAGCAUGGUCAUGGAGAAAUUCUCCGAAAUUGAGAACAAAAACGUGGAUGUGCCGGAAUGGCCACGUCACCCGUAUGGCGAGGAUCGUUACGGACAAAAGGUGAAAAUCGUACCCAUCAAAGAUGUUCGCUCGUUGACGAUGAGCUUCACCACAGACGAUCUAACAAAGUUCUACAAAUCGGGCCCCGACAACUAUUUGACGCACCUCAUCGGCCACGAGGGCAAGGGCAGCAUAUUGUCUGAGCUGCGACGUCUCGGUUGGUGCAAUGAUCUUAUGGCCGGCCAUCAGAACACCCAGAAUGGCUUUGGGUUCUUUGACAUUGUGGUGGACCUGACACAGGAGGGCCUGGAGCACGUGGAUGAUAUUGUUAAUAUAAUAUUUCAGUAUUUGCGCAUGCUGCGCGAAGAGGGACCCAAGAAGUGGAUAUUUGACGAGUGCGUCAAGCUAAAUGAAAUGCGCUUUCGCUUCAAGGAAAAGGAACAGCCAGAGAACUUGGUCACGCAUGCCGUGUCCUCCAUGCAGAUAUUUCCACUGGAAGAAGUUCUCAUUGCACCCUAUUUGAGCAACGAAUGGCGACCAGACUUGAUUAGCGGCCUGCUGGAUGAGUUGAUACCCUCCAAAAGUCGCAUUGUAAUUGUUAGCCAAAGCUUUGAGCCAACCUGUGACCAGGCAGAGCCGUACUACAAAACCAAGUAUGGGCUGGAGCGCAUACCCACGGACAUUGUGCAGAGCUGGGAAAAGUGUGAUCUGAAUGAGAACCUGAAACUGUCACUGCCAAACAGCUUUAUACCAACAAAUUUCGAUAUUGCCGAUGUGCCCAGCGAUGGACCCAAACAUCCGACCAUCAUACUGGACACACCCAUACUGCGCGUGUGGCACAAGCAGGACAAUCAGUUCAACAAGCCCAAGGCAUGCAUGCGGUUCGACAUGUCCAAUCCGAUUGCCUCCCUCGAUCCACUCAAUUGCAAUCUAAACCAUAUGAUGGUUAUGCUCCUGAAGGAUCAACUAAAUGAGUAUCUGUACGAUGCAGAGUUGGCAAAUUUAAAGCUGAAUGUUGUGGGCAAGUCAGGUGGCAUUGAUUUCACAAUUCAUGGCUUCAGUGACAAGCAAGUGGUGCUGCUGGAGAAACUGUUGGAUCACUUAUUUGAUUUUCGUGUGGAUGAGAAACGUUUCGAUAUAUUGAAGGAGGAAUAUGUGCGUUCAUUGAAAAACUUUAAGGCCGAGCAACCGUAUCAGCAUUCCAUCUACUAUUUAGCUUUGCUUUUAACCGAAAAUGCUUGGGCAAAUGUGGAGCUAUUGGACGCUAUGGAACUUGUUACCUUUGAUCGAGUCAAUAACUUUGCCAAAGAGUUCUUCCAACGCCUGCACACAGAGUGCUUUAUUUUUGGUAAUGUGACCAAGCAGCAUGCCACCGAGGUGGCUGGUCGCGUCAACACACGCGUGGAGGCCACCAAUGCCUCUAAGCUACCCAUUCUUGCCCGUCAGAUGCUCAAGAAGCGCGAGUAUAAGCUUUUAGCUGGCGACAGCUAUCUUUUUGAAAAGGAGAACGAGUACCACAAGAGCUCCUGCACGCAGCUCUACCUGCAAUGUGGCGCACAAACGGAUCACACAAACAUUAUGGUUAAUCUAGUCUCCCAGGUGCUGUCCGAGCCCUGCUACGACUGUCUGCGCACCAAGGAACAGCUCGGCUAUAUUGUCUUUAGUGGCGUACGCAAAGUAAACGGCGCCAAUGGUAUACGCAUCAUUGUGCAGUCCGCUAAGCAUCCGACAUUUGUCGAAGAUCGCAUCGAGAACUUCCUGCAGACGUAUCUGCAAGCAAUUGAGGAUAUGCCUUUGGAUGAGUUCGAGCGACACAAAGAGGCGCUGGCCGUCAAGAAGCUGGAGAAACCGAAGACCAUAUUCCAGCAAUUUAAUCAGUUCUAUGGGGAAAUAGCCAUGCAAACGUAUCACUUUGAGCGUGAAGAGGCUGAGGUUGCCAUCCUCCGCAAGAUCACAAAGUCCGACUUUGUGGAUUAUUUCAAGAAAUUCAUAGCCAAGGACGGCGGCGAGCGUCGCGUUCUGUCCGUGCACAUUGUGUCCAAGCAACCGGAGGACAACGCAACCGAGUCCAAGGAGGAAGAGCCACUGGAAAUCACAAAUAUGGACCGUCACAAGAGCAUCAGCGACAUUGUGGCCUUCAAGUCGUGCAAGGAGCUAUAUCCGAUUGCGUUGCCAUUCCUCGACAUCAAGGCCAAGGGUGCACGCAGUAAAUUGUAAACUUCUUCAAUAAUAUAUAUAAAGUAGAGUAUGUGGUUUUGGUCUCUCUUUGACUUAAUAACUCAACCGAAUAAACACAUUUUAUUUCGUCACUCACAAAUACAAUAUAAUCUGUA